AAAUCGUUUUUGAUCUUUUGGCUCGUGCGGAAUUAGAAGGAAUGGAAGAUUUGAUGUACUGGUCAGUAUAUGCUGGUGCUCGCAUAGUUCCAGCAAGAUUGCUAGGAAAUUGUAAAACUUCUGGAAAGGUUCGAUAUCAAAGACGAAACAAUCGCCAGAAUCCUUAUCAAAUCGUGGAACUGGAUGAUAAUUCGGAUACAUCACCAAAGCAUUCUCGACAAAAUCACAUUAAUCACAUAACUCAUUGUCGUUCUUCUCGUCCAACAAAAUUAUCAAAAUCUAAGAAGAAGAAACGAAAGGCCGAAAAAGCAUUGCAGAAAACUGCACUGAAAAGGGUAAAGGCUACCAAGAAGCGAUUGAGUUUCAUAGAAGAUGAUGAUCAAACUGCUUCCGAUGUUAUUUUCAGAAUCAAUGAAACGAACGGAACCUUAACCUCACCAGCCCGUGAUCCUGCUUUUGCACCCUUUGAUAUCGAUUCAUCUAAUAAUAUUGACUGGGUGGAUUCUAACUAUCCGAAAUUCAAAUCAAACAUAUUAUCAUCGCCAUCAGCUAUUCUCCCAUUUGGAGCCUAUCCAUCAAGCGUCCUAACGGAAAAGUCAGGUAUUAUCCGGGAUAGACCUUGUCUUUCUUUUGAGACACCAAUUAAAGAGUCUCCAUCAAUGGGUAGUAUGUCAGAAGACUCAACUAAUUCAGUCAACA
This is a messenger RNA of Acaulospora morrowiae, 699 nucleotides long. NCBI's taxonomy places the organism in Eukaryota, Fungi, Glomeromycota, Glomeromycetes, Diversisporales, Acaulosporaceae. The record is from the annotation of a GenBank genome assembly.